CUCAUGGCGAUAUUUUCUUCCUCGUGAAUUUACAAAGAAAAGCCGAAAACCGUGAAUGGAUAUUAUCUCGUGGAUGUAACAUCAGGCCGACGAGCAUCGUUCCUAUCACCUCACUUCAAACAUCGAUCUGUAAAAGCGUGUUUCUUUGACACUGUGGCAUUUUUUACACCUCCGCUGUGCUGAAAUGAGACUGGAGGUCCUCUCCGUGGGGGGACUGCACAGCUGAAUGUCAGCUGCCUGUGGAGCAUGGGUACGACAGCCAGUGCUGCACCACCACCUCCAGUUUCUGUAGCAUCGCCGCUCGAGUGUGUCCAUGGCAACGGGAUGGCCGACAGCAGGCAGUCUCUCAACUCCAGCCCCUUCCAGACGGUCAACGUCCACAACAACAAGGCCAAGUCCAUUAUCACCAACAAAGUGGCACCUGUGGUCAUCACGUAUAACUGCAAACAGGAGUUCCAAAUUCAUGAUGAUAUCCGGAAGACUCAUUACAAGAUGGGCCGGAUAUCGGACGCCAUGCCGGAGCACUUCCUGGUGCAGGGCGAGUACUUCAUGGUGCAGGACGUGUUCAGCAAAGCAGAUGUCCUCAAGACCACGUCUGGCUAUGGAGCGCCAAAUUUCCGACAAGUCAAAGGAUCAUACCCGCUGUAUGGCAUGGGGCAGCCAAGCCUAAAUGGUUUCAAACAAGUUCUUCAGAGGCUUCAGUCUCAUGGACAUGAGGAGGUUAUUUUCGUCUGUGUGAGAGAGGAGCCGGUGGUUUUUCUGCACAAGGACGACAACUUUUUGCCGUACACACCCAGGAGGAAGGAAAACCUCCAUGAGAACCUGCACGGCCUCCAGAAGGAGGAGCUGGUGGAGACUCUGGAACUCAACAUCCGCAAAGAGCUGCAUGACUUUGCCAAACUCAAUGAAAAUAUAUUCUAUGUCUACAACGACAUUGAGUUCUUCAAGGACGAACCUCAGAAGAUAAAAAUCUCGUGUGAGGAGGACAUCCACGUGACAGAGGAGGUCUAUAAGAGACCAGUAUUCACCAUGCCAGCUUAUAGGUACUACAGGUUACCUCUGCCUAUGGAGGCGGCGCCGCUAGAGGAAGACUUUGAUGCCUUUGUUGGAAUUCUCAGGGACAGCCCCAGCUUGUCUUUAGGACGCGAUUCCUCUCGGCCACUGCCUGCUCUGCUCUUCAGCUGCCAAGUUGGCGUCGGGCGCACCAACCUGGCCAUGAUCCUCGGCACACUGGCCAUGAAUCGGCUGAAGGGAGAUUCUCCACUCCUGCAUCAGGGCGAGGAAGUAGCAGCUCCCACUCUCAGACCACUUUUCCAAGUUAUCCAGUCUCUGAUCAGCAAGCUGCCUGACGGACAGCAGCUAAUGGAGGAGGUCGACCAGGCCAUCAGUCUGUGUGCAGAAAUGCACAACAUCAAAGAGGCCAUCUAUGAAAACAAAAGCAAACUGGAGGGGAUUGCAGAAGACUAUCAGAUCCAGGGAAACAGCACGAAGCACUAUUUCCUCACCAGAACCAUGCAGAGUUUGGAACGUUACUUCUACCUGAUCGUGUUUAACGCAUACCUUCACGAGCAGUAUCCUCUAUCCUUUGCAUCCAGCUUCAGUCAGUGGAUGUGCAGACACCCCUGGAUCUACAGAUUACUGUCCUGCAUGGAUGUUUCAGAACUCUCCGCCCCAUCUGAGCUGGUCACCAAGGCGGCACGGAUCCUGGUUGCUGAUGAGUAUUUGGCUCCCGAUGUCCUCGGCACUAAGAAGGAGAUGAAGGCGGUGAACUUCAGACGAGUUCCCAAGAUGCCCAUCUAUGGGAUGUCCCAACCCACGUCAGAGGCCACCGGCGCAGUCCUGACCCACCUGACAGACGAGAGGAGAAAGCACCGACAUGUGUUGUGGGUCAGUCUGGUAGAGGAGUUGGUGAUUGAGGGCAACGGUCAGAUUCUAACUCCGAGAGAACCCUCCUGCUUGGAUCAACACAUUAGUAUCCCAUCCUCGGACUCACAGCAGAUAGAGAAAAAAGAGACGUCUCUGAAGGAGGAGAUCCUGAGGGCACAGAAGUGGCUCGAGGUGACAUUGGAGCAGGAGAAGCAGAUGAAGAUGUUCAAAAGUUGCUUGACCAUCCAAGAGAUCUUCGACCAACUAAAAAAAUCCCAUCAGGGUCUCAUCUAUCGACGUAUUCCACUGCCAGACUGCAGCGCUCCCAGGGAAGAGGACUUUGAUAAGCUGCUGGACUCCAUGAAGAGCGCCUUGGCCGAGGACACUCAUACGGCUUUUGUCUUCAGCUGCUCUAACGGAAAAGGCCAGACGACAACAGCCAUGGUGGUUUCUGUUCUCACACUUUGGCACAUAAAUGGUUUCCCAGAGUUCAUGGAUGAUGAGAUUGUGAGUGUUCCAGAUGCCAAGUACACGAAAGGAGAAUUUCAGGUUGUGAUGCAGUUGGUGCGUCUGCUACCAGAUGGCCAUCGUAUGAAGAAGGAGGUCGACAUGGCAUUGGACUCAGUCAGCGAGACCAUGACACCAAUGCAUUAUCAUCUGCGAGAGAUCAUCAUCUGCACGUACAGACAGAUAAAAAGUGGAAAGUCAGAGAAGGACUGUGAGCAACUGCUGUUGAAGAGCCUGCAGUAUUUGGAGCGCUACAUUUACCUCAUUCUCUUCAACACGUAUCUGCAUCUAGAGAAGAAAGACUCCUGGCAGCGACCCUUCGGACUCUGGAUGGAACAGGUUGCUGCCAGUGCCGGAGUUUAUGACAUCCUCAACCAGCUGGACUUUUCCGAGUUCAAGGCCCCGAGGGACUCGUCUCUGGCCCGACUGCGCUUCCGCUGGCAGAGACAGAGAGUUCAGUCACUUCCUUACCGGGGAGAGUUCAUCUGAACCCAAAUCUCUGUGCCUCGACCUGAACUGUACUGUGCUUUUUAUAAUGAAUCACCCUGUUUUUAUUUCUGAAUUGUUGAUGCUAGCACCAACCAUUGCCUUGGCACAGAUGCUGUUUUAAUGUUCUUAGUGCCUUUUUUUUCUUUUCUAAAUACUAGUCGUUUCAUAGUACUAAUAUUUGUGUUCUCUUUUUGCCCUUGGUGAUUAUACAUAAAAAACUAUUUUGACUUUUGUUUGGAUUAUGCUAGAGUUGUUUUGUCUUAUUUAGUGCAGAAUUCAGUUUUGUUGUUUUUGUCACCACAUAGCUAGGCUCUUUCUCUUUGGUACAUCACAAUAGAACUGUUUGAUACCUUUUAGUUUCAUUUUAAUUUUCACUUUGUUUUUGUAGGUUCGAUAUAGUUCUUUGCAUUAUGAAUCAAGCUUUGGAAAUUAACAAAAUGUGGGAUAAAAAUGCAUAUAAUUGCCUUCCUGCCGCGAUAAUUGUAAUGACAGUAAAAGUUGUCUUUUUUGUUUGCUUGUUUCUUUUAAUCUGUCUGGAAUGAGCAAGUCUUUUUUAUUUUUUUAUCAAAGCUUAUUUUGCAACAAUCAAGAACAUCAAAGUGACAAGUAGAAAUGACUGUUAUGCUGUUAAAUAUGUGUUGCACUACAGGCAGCCUGCACACAUGCACAGUCUCUUACGGCCCUUCUGCCUAUACAUCUGAAAGCAGAAGGUAUCUGUAUUUAAUGCCUUCAUCUUUUCUAUUCCAAAUGAUCCUGAUUUGUUCAUCUUUUUUUGUACUUUUUUUUUUUUUUUUAAUCCUGGCUUUUUUACCACAACAAUUCUACCUACCACUUGAAAGAUGACAGUUUAGAGUCACAAGAACACACAUUGCAAUAAAAGCUUAAUCAUUCAUUCUUUUGUACUGCCCUGUAAUAAAUCCUCACUUUAACAUCCA
This is a messenger RNA of Synchiropus splendidus (mandarinfish), 3797 nucleotides long. It is a transcript of the gene pald1a, whose product is annotated as phosphatase domain containing paladin 1a. NCBI's taxonomy places the organism in Eukaryota, Metazoa, Chordata, Actinopteri, Syngnathiformes, Callionymidae. Bases 247 to 2862 code for a protein of 871 amino acids. The record is from RefSeq and is a predicted model, not a curated record. The transcript has 21 exons.